Lachancea nothofagi CBS 11611 is the source of this 852-nucleotide messenger RNA. NCBI's taxonomy places the organism in Eukaryota, Fungi, Ascomycota, Saccharomycetes, Saccharomycetales, Saccharomycetaceae. The record is from the annotation of a GenBank genome assembly.
AUGUCAAUCGUUUCGCUACUAGGAAUCAAUGUUCUCAAUAACCCUGCUAAAUUCGCAGAUCCGUACGAGUUCGAAAUAACUUUUGAGUGCUUGGAACCAUUAAAGAACGAUUUGGAGUGGAAGUUGACCUAUGUCGGCUCUUCUCGAAGCCUAGAGCACGACCAGGAGCUAGACUCCAUUUUGGUAGGUCCUGUUCCAGUCGGAGUCAACAAAUUUUUGUUCACUGCCGACCCGCCAUCACCAGAACUCAUUCCCGCUAGCGAGUUGGUAAGCGUAACAGUUAUUCUUUUAAGUUGCUCCUAUGAUGGGCGAGAGUUUGUGCGUGUAGGAUACUACGUGAAUAACGAAUAUGACAAUGAGGAGCUAAGGGAAAACCCACCUGCGAAAGUGCAAGUUGAUCAAGUGGUAAGGAACAUUUUGGCAGAAAAGCCUAGAGUUACGAGAUUUAAUAUUAUUUGGGAUAAUGAGCAAGGCGAAGACUACCCUCCGGAGCAACCAGAAGUAGAAGAAGAAGAUGAUGAGGAGGAGGAUGAAGAAGAGGAAGAGGAAGAAGGCGACGAUGACGACGACGAUGAUAUCGAAGACGGUGUUAAAGAAGAGGAAGGAUCUGGGGUAAAGGGCGACGAACCAGAGACCAAGAAACGAAAAAUCAAGGAGGCAGAAACAAUUGAAGCAGAAGAAAUUGAUCUUGAAGAUGACGAAGAUGAUGAAGAUAUAGACAUCGUUGAAGAAGUAGGCGAAGAUGAGCGCGACCAAGAUGACGAUGAAGGCAUUGCUAAGGAAGCUACCGUGGAAAUGGUCUUGACUCCCCAGGAUACUACGACGGCAACUGCGUCAGACCCAGAACCAUAG